Molecule: messenger RNA, 338 nt
Organism: Saccostrea cuccullata (small rock oyster)
Lineage: Eukaryota; Metazoa; Mollusca; Bivalvia; Ostreida; Ostreidae
Exons: 2
Source: RefSeq, a predicted model, not a curated record
ACGACCGGAAUGUGUAUUUGUCCCCCUGGCUGGUCUGGACAGAACUGUGAGAUUCCAUGUGGCUCUGGUUACUAUGGCAACAAUUGUACACAACAUUGUCCCACAUGUAAUCCAGGGAUCUGUAGCCCAGCAACAGGCCUGUGUAUUUGUCAGGAUAAAAAUAGCCCUUGUAAGUGUCCUACUGGUUACUAUGGUGAUUCCUGUCAGAAUCGAUGUCAGUGUAUCCAUGGUUACUGUGGAUCUACAGGGAAUUGUGUGUGUGACAAAGGAUGGAAAGGCAGCAGGUGUGACAGUCCUUGUGUUAACAUAGGUAUGUACCAAAAUAAUGUAAACAUAGG